Molecule: messenger RNA, 1560 nt
Organism: Drosophila simulans
Lineage: Eukaryota; Metazoa; Arthropoda; Insecta; Diptera; Drosophilidae
Exons: 1
Coding region: 124-1056 (310 amino acids)
Source: RefSeq, a predicted model, not a curated record
GGAUUUCAAGGUCGAGCAUCAUGGCUUUUGCGAUGCGUCGCAAAAGGCUUAUGGGGCGGCCAUAUAUGUGUCAGGUUGACUUCAUGUUUAUUCUUUUCUUUUAUUAAUGUAUUACAAUAGUUUAUGUCUUCAGUAUACAUCUCAUUCAUUGUUCACGCCGCGAUCACACGUCCGCACUCCCUGGCAUCUCGCAGCAACUCCCCCUCUCUCCUGCUCUUUCUCUUGACAUAUGUCCGCGUAGAAGUGGGCAGCACCAUUAUGGUGCAACUCCUAACCGCGAAAACACGGGUAGCACCAGUCAAAACGGUUUCGUUCCCAAGACUGGAGCUGUGCGGAGCGUUAUUGCUUUCCGAAAUGGCUGCAGCCAUCAUUCCGCAGAUGCCUACGAUUAACUCCGAACUUUACUGUUGGACGGACUCCACGAUCGUGCUUGCAUGGUUAAGCAAGCCAGCGUGCCAGUGGACCACAUUUGUAGCCAAUAGGGUGACGAAGAUUGCCCAGGCCACAAAAACAGAGAAUUGGUCUCAUGUUCAAUCUGAGCAUAAUCCAGCAGACCUGGCAAGUAGAGGAGUUUCCCUCCAAGAUCUAGCCGAUAGCCAGUUAUGGUGGCACGGACCGACUUGGUUGCAAAAUCCACGCAACCAAUGGCCAACUCAGGUCGACAACGCUCCGGUGACCGACCUGGAGAAGCGUGCUCUAAAAGUCCAUCUCGCAAAAGCUCCUUCUGAAGAGUUGUUGGCACGUUUCUCCAAGCUAGAGAAAGCUCUACGAGUCCUUGCUUAUGUUCAUCGCUUCAUUCAGCGGUGCAGGAAGCAGACAUCUCCAUCUGAUGUGCAUCUACUGGCCACUGAAAUCGCCGCCGCCGAGCGGUUCCUAAUUUCGAACACUCAGCGCAGAGAAUUCCCUGUGGAAUAUCACUGCCUAAGUGAAAAGCGUCCAGUGCCAAGUGCAAGUGCCAUCCUAAGCAUGAACCCGUUUCUAGAUCCGCAAGGACUGAUCAGGGCGUGCGGCCGUGUGGCGGCUUCCGAAAGCCUUCAUCCAGCCGGCAUCCAGUGAUUCUUCCGUAUAACUGCCUGCUUUCUCGCCUCCUCAUCGAAUAACUCUCCAUGGUGGUAACCAGUUAAUGGUGCGCCUCAUCCGGUCGAAAUACUGGAUUCCGAGAAUUAAGAACCUGAUGAAGGCAGUAGUAAAUUCGUGCAAAGUAUGUGUGAUCCACAAAAAGCGGUUGCAAAGCCAACUGAUGGGUGUCCUGCCCAAAGAAAGAGCAUCAUUCUCCCGACCAUUCAGGUAUACUGGCAUGGAUUACGCCGGUCCGUUCGAUAUAAAGAACUAUACGGGAAGAGCAUGUCUUAUUACAAAGGGGUAUGUGUUAGUUUUUGUUUGAUUCUCCACCCAGGCCAUUCAUUUAGAGCCUACAUCUGACUUAACGACCGAAAAGUUUCUUGCCGCUUUCUCUCGUUUUGUAUCCAGAAGAGGGUGUCCACGUCAAGUCCAGUCAGACAAUGGCAAAACCUUUGUUGGCGCUGCCACCCUGCUUUCCCGCGAUUUCCUUCAAGCCGU